GUUGUGCCUUUGUGAAGUUCCAGACGCAUUUUGAAGCACAGGCUGCAAUAGGCGCGCUGCAUGGGAGCCGAACGUUACAGGGGGCGUCGUCGAGCCUGGUGGUGAAGUUUGCAGACACUGACAAAGAGCGGACUCUCCGUCGGAUGCAGCAGGUGGCGGGACAGUUGGGAAUGUUCAGUCCGAUGGCUGUGCAGUUCGGAGCCUACACUGCGUACACUCAGGUGCAGCUGAUGCACCAACAAGCCGCUCUGAUGGCUGCGGCACAGAGCACUUACCUGAACCCCAUGGCCGCGGCUAUACAAAUGCAGCAGGUCCCGACCAUCAACCCCAACAGUCUGCUUGCAAGCCCACUCACUUCCACAUCAGGUACCAGUACACCUCCAGUUAUCCCAAGUGCCCCUGUACCAGCCAUUGCUCCGCCACCCCUCACUGUGAAUGGGUAUAAUCAGAUCACAGCACAGACAAACGGGCAGACCACAUCUGAAACUAUCUACACAAAUGGAGUUCAUUCAUACACAGCACCGAGCCAGGCAGCUGCAGCGACCAGCAUUGACCCCCUACAACAGGCUUACACAGGAAUGCAACACUACACAGCUGCAUACCCAGCCACUUAUGGGGUUGUAAGCCCGGCAUUUCCACAGCAACCAGCCCUGGUAUCUCAGCAACAGCAGCGAGAAGAGUCUGAACUGACUGGGAGCCUGUGGGUGGGAAGGGAGGAGGGCGAUAGUAGUGGAGGGGGGGAAGAGAGAGGUCCACCCAGGUUAAAGGGACGUGAUGGCCUAGUGGUGUUAUUCGCUGGCCUAUAA
Molecule: messenger RNA, 806 nt
Organism: Rhincodon typus (whale shark)
Lineage: Eukaryota; Metazoa; Chordata; Chondrichthyes; Orectolobiformes; Rhincodontidae
Product: CUGBP Elav-like family member 3-B
Exons: 7
Molecular function (GO): nucleic acid binding
Source: RefSeq, a predicted model, not a curated record